Molecule: messenger RNA, 2410 nt
Organism: Schizophyllum commune H4-8
Lineage: Eukaryota; Fungi; Basidiomycota; Agaricomycetes; Agaricales; Schizophyllaceae
Exons: 2
Coding region: 284-2092 (602 amino acids)
Biological process (GO): positive regulation of transcription by RNA polymerase II
Cellular component (GO): nucleus
Molecular function (GO): zinc ion binding; DNA-binding transcription factor activity, RNA polymerase II-specific; sequence-specific DNA binding
Source: RefSeq, a predicted model, not a curated record
UGGCUGGAGAGGCCCCCGGAGUGCAGUAUUUUCUCUGUUGCUGCGCUUGGAAAUCCCCCAAAUUCCCUCUAAUGACCUUGGAUGUGGCCUUUGACCUGGCGGACAUGGAGACAGGCGCGGCGCGGAGACAAAUUCGGGCGCAAAAGCAAGCGAGCGCGGCGCUCCUAUAAUAAGCUGAUCGACGGCGCGCGCGAUCUCAUCUGCCUGCUCAGAUCGGAUGCCCUCCAGCCGUUCGCCUUUUUGAGACGCGCCCCGCCGCCACCACCCUUUGUCCCAACCCACCAUGAUGUCCUUCCACGACCCGUACCAGCACCCCGCCCCCUCGUCCUCCGCCGCCGCCUGGCGCGCCUUCCCCUACGACGACCACGCAUCUCUCGACCACCCCUCCCUCGACCACCACCCCCAUCCCCUCGACCACCGGACCCUCGUCCUCCCCCAGGUCCCGCACAUCCCCCGCCAGCCGGCCGGGUUCGCCGACGACCACCAUCCUCAGCACGACAACCCCCAGCUCCGCGGCGACUUCUACUACGACGGCGAGUACGCGUAUCAGCCCCAGCAGCGCCACACGCAGCACUCGCUCUUCGCCGCGCCUGCGCACUUUGACGCGCUGCACAUGGGCCACGCGCAGCCACAGGGCUGGGCGCCGGGGCCGGAGCAGUCGUUCCGGGCCUCUGAACAGUCAUUCCGUGCUUCUGAGCAAAGGCUUCGCCCCUCUGAGCACUUCCGCCCCUCUGAUCACCCGUUCCCCACCGCCUUCCCCCCCUUCGACGGCUUCCCCGCGGGCUCCUCGCACCCCCCGCCGCGCCUCGAGCCCCCCUCGCUGCACCCGACGUCGCGCACGCUGGGGGGAUCGUCCAGCCUCUCCCUAGGGGGAUCGUCCAGCCUCACCCUAGGGGGUCCGCUAGACGGCCCCGGGGGUGGCAUCUUCUACCGAUCGCCCGAGCACCCGCGCCUGCGCACCGCGCAGGCGUGCGAGAAGUGUAGAGUGAGGAAAGCAAAGUGUUCCGGCGACCACCCGUCCUGCAAGCGUUGCCAGGCGCGCGGCCUCGCGUGCGAGUACGCGAAGGAGGGCCGCACGCGCGGGCCGAACAAGACGAAGAAGCAGCAGGCGGCGGAGGCGGCGCGGGCGGCGUCGACGACGUCGAAUAGUCAGUCGACGACGUCGAAUAGUCAGUCGAGGGCGUCGAACAGCCAGCCGAGGGCGUCCUCGACCUCGUCGGAAGGAAAGGGCGCGGCGAAUGCUCACCAGCCCGAGUCCCAUGCCGACAUGUCGCGCGCGGCGUCGACGAAGCCGCCAACGCCGCCCGACAUGGUCUCGCACCUGCAGAAGGAGGUGAACAAGCGGAUGUCGCUUCCGACCCUGCCCAGGCCGCAUCGGUUAUCCCUCUCUAUGGGCGAACAUCGUGGGGGCUCGCGCCCGCGGCCGCCCGAUCUGCGAUUGGAGACGCAGUCGUUGCUGUAUCGGUUGGAGAGCGAGGGGCACCACUCUGCGGUGGCUGGCCACCAUUCCGCCAUCGAUGGAGUCGGACGUCAUCACGACGGCUUGCAGCACACCGCGCGACAUGGCGAGACCAACGGACGUUAUCACGACGACCACACCCCCCGCCGCCACGGGCACAGCCUGAGCGCGGACGCGGUGAGCCCGGGGCUGACGCCGCGGUAUCCGAGUUUGGGCCAGGGAGGGGUGAGCGCGCAGAUGGGGUCGUCGGCGUCGAUGUCGAUGUCGGGGAUGGGCUCGGCGCUGACAUCCGCGAGACAGAGCCGGGAGGGAUCGUAUGAUGGAAGCCAGGGCGCAUAUAACGAAGGAGGAAGGGCCUCCUUCGACGACGGCACCCGAGGCUUUGACGACGGCACCCGAGGCUUUGACGACGGCUCGUACGAUGGGAGCAGCUGCUCGUCCGAAGGAAGAGGGAUGUAUGCAUCCGCGCCCGACGCUGAGAUGUAUGCGUCCGCGCCGGAGGCCUUUUCGCACGAGGGUAGCGCGACGUACUCGCACGAGGGGAGCGCGACGUACUCGCACGAGGGCAGCGCGACGUACUCGCACGAGGGCAGCGCGACGUACUCGCGCGGCGGCAGCGGGACAAGCUCGUAGUACGUCAUUGGUCAUGUAUGCGCGGCGACGACGAGGAAGACUAAUUAUUUGCUUGCUUGCUGCUCUCCUCAUCGCCCUCGACGAUUGUUCCUCCCAUCAUCAUCACUUCCUCCUCUCUACCCGUACUCUCCCCCUCGCAUCAUCAUCAUCUCCCCCUCGCCCGAUCACCUCCCCAAUCGCCUCGCCCUCUCACUCCUCCGAAAACUACAAAAACAACCACCUCCCCUCCCACCAGCUCGUCCUCCCUGCGCUCACCAAUCGACUCGCCGGGCGCACUGGGCCACCCGGCGCUGGCGUCGGGGAUGGUCUCGCCCGCAG